Molecule: messenger RNA, 1068 nt
Organism: Rhineura floridana
Lineage: Eukaryota; Metazoa; Chordata; Lepidosauria; Squamata; Rhineuridae
Gene: POP4
Product: POP4 homolog, ribonuclease P/MRP subunit
Exons: 7
Coding region: 143-805 (220 amino acids)
Biological process (GO): rRNA processing; tRNA 5'-leader removal
Cellular component (GO): ribonuclease MRP complex; ribonuclease P complex
Molecular function (GO): ribonuclease P RNA binding
Source: RefSeq, a predicted model, not a curated record
UCUUCCGCUAUAAGCCAACCAGAGAGCGACAGUAGCACAUGCGUACUUCAUUUUGUAUAUGGUCGGAUAGAGUGAGCGAGCUGCGUUGUUGCCGUCGCUGUAUUCCUGUCUCUCUUGUGCGGAAGAGAGUUCGGCCGGCAAGAUGGAGAGUGUGUUAUAUAGACAACUGCCCCAGCAGACAGCGACGCUUUUGAACAUCCAGCCUCAAGGAGCGAAGGAAGCGGAGGCCUUUGUGAAAGCGUUUCUGAAGCGCAGCAUGCCCCAGAAGAGUGAUGAAGCCAUCCAAGAUCACUUAACCCGAAAAGCUGUCAUCCUCAAGCACCUUCACAAGAGGAGAAAAAGGCAGAAGAAGAGAAAGGGGAAAGGGCUUUCUGCCAAGCAGAGGCGAGAGAUGAAGCUCUUUGAGAUUAAACCAGAACACCAGAGGUAUGAGAUCUUUGUACCGUUACAUGAGCUGUGGAAGCAAUACAUCAGGGAUCUCUGCAAUGGACUCAGGCCAGAGGCGCAACCGCAGAUGAUUCAGACCAAAUUGCUAAAAGCUGAUCUUCAUGGAGCUCUUGUUACAGUGACAAAAUCCAAAUGUCCUUCCUAUGUUGGUAUCACGGGCAUCAUCCUGCAGGAAAUGAAACACGUUUUCAAAAUUAUCACAAAAGAAGACAAACUGAAAGUCAUUCCAAAGCUUAACAAUGUCUUCAGCCUGGAGAUUGACGGCUUUGUAUCCUAUAUCUACGGUAGCAAGAUCCAGUUCCGAGCCAGCGAGCGUUCUGCAAAGAAGUUCAAAGGAAGAGGAACAGUUGAUCUGUAACUUUUUUCCCCCCUGGAAAUUCAGAACCUGAUGUUUCCAAGGAGUGGAGAGUUUUCAUAGCUGUUCAUGCAACCUGAGAAUCUGAAGAACUAUCCUUGUUUUAAAUCGGGUUUGAGAGAAAUGUUUCCCUCUUCACAUUAUUGAAUGCUUCUUAACCUUAAUGAAUGCUUCUGCAGUUUUCCAAACGCCCAUUUUGAUAUUUUGUACAUUAUUUUUUAUCAAUGUUGUUAAGCUCAUUUGUUAAAUAAAAUCAUUUCCAGCUA